AUGACAACUGAAAACACCGGCGAAGCUAGCGAAACGCCGAGACAUCCAAUCAGAUCCAUGAUGUCGUUGAAACCAGACAUCACUCCCAUUACCACAUCAUAUAAGUCGACAACCGUCGUGACUAAUGCGCUGCAUUUCGGUGGCCCAAUGAAGAUCAGCACCCCGAUGAGUGAACUUUGGAGGCCAAGAAUGGAAGAACUGAUACCUUUUACCAAUACGCCGCCGCAAAAUUUUCCAUUAAACAACCAUCAAGUGACAUCGAUUCUCAGCAACAUAACACCGCCGAUAGUACAAACCACUGUUGGAACAUUCACUUUCAUACAAACGCCACCUCCGCCGGUAAACCAAGUUGUCGGUGAACAAACCACCACCCUCCAUGCAACCUCAUCCACAACAACCACACCACUCUCUACGCCAUUACAACAAUUUCCACCAUUCACAACAAACCAACUAUUCUCAACAAACCAACCAUUCUCAACAAACCAAAUGUUAACAACGAGCCCUCUAUUCACAACAAACCCGCCACUUACCUUCCCACUCCGACCUUAA
This is a messenger RNA of Lactuca virosa, 549 nucleotides long. The record is from the annotation of a GenBank genome assembly. Lineage: Eukaryota; Viridiplantae; Streptophyta; Magnoliopsida; Asterales; Asteraceae.